Messenger RNA from Peniophora sp. CBMAI 1063, 1734 nucleotides. NCBI's taxonomy places the organism in Eukaryota, Fungi, Basidiomycota, Agaricomycetes, Russulales, Peniophoraceae. The record is from the annotation of a GenBank genome assembly.
AUGCCUGCGCUCUGGGCCAAGAUCGUCUGUGUCUUCCCACAAAGCAUCGAGACCAUUCUUCUCAGGGCAAAGGGCGCGCCGCUCAGCCUUUACAUCGAUCAAUGGACCUCUGCAAAUGCGGUAUGGGACAUUAUCAACCGGUACGAUCUACUGCGCGGGGCACGCGUUUUGGACUGCAGCCAGGACUCGCAAGAGCACCGUCCUCUACGUGAUUGGUCGGCGUACCUCGUAAACCGCCAACUCCCUCAGCUCCAGCACCUUACCCUACACAUCGUUUCCUUCACUGACGUCGCCCAUCUUCAAUAUCAACCGCCCAUUGCCAAUUCUCUGAGGAGCCUGGCGAUCAAUGUUCCCUUUCCUAUCAUCGCGCCCACGUUGGAAUCUCUCCAUACCAUCGGCACCAUAUGGCACCAGCCAAUGCUUUUGGAGUACCUGGAGCAGUAUCCGGGGCUCCGCACAUUGAACAUCGAUGCUGUCUCCGGGGACCAUCGAGGUUUUGCAAGGGUGAUCUCGGAGGAGACACUUCUGAUCGCCGAGCGGAUGAAACGCGAGUGCAAGGACGUAUCCCUCGUACGGCUUCCAGACCUUCGGACUCUAAAAUUUGGAUACGCCGGGGAGAAUGCGUUUCGGCUGGUACGCAACAUCGAGGCGCCCGUGUGUGAUAGAUCUGUUGUUGCGAAUGUAUGGUCCCAGCCUGAUCUACUGAGUUUGCUCGCGCGUUUGAGAGCACUGUGUCACGUAGACCUAAACGCCUUCACACUAUUCGCCAGGGGCAAUGCAGACCGGACCAUUGAUAUGGCCUUUACCGACGAGCACCCCUACGUCGGACGCCCAGACGAGUUGGAUGAUAGGGCUUUCACUCGAGGCGUCUUGAUUGGGUACAGCACAGGCUACGAACCCUAUGUCAAUAGGGUGCCAUCUGUGCUCGACGCCUUGCCUUCUCCCCUCUUGAUACGGACGCUCGUUCUCGAUCAUAGUUGCGAUCACCUUUGCCGAGACUUGGAAUGUGGAGGCAUCAUGUGGGAUGUCUCCCCGGCAACUUUCGCUCGUGCUCUGAAGUCGUUUCGCAGCGUCACAACGCUUCAUCUUGUCGGCCAGGAGGGCGGGAUUAAAGUCCCAGCCAUACUCGGGCAGAAGUUAGAAGACCUCCAGGAGUUGGUUUUACCCUCGUUGCGAGAACUCUUCAUCACCUUACGCCGCCCUGCAUGCCAUGUAUGGUGGGAGAAUCUCAGGACCGUGCUGAGCGCACGUAAAGAAGCAGGAUGCCCGAUAUCGCGCAUGAUAGUCCGUGGCGCCGGCGCCUGUCACACGUACCGGACCAAUCGCUUCGAGAAGGAGCAAGCGAAGGCGUACGCACAACUCACCGCGAGCUCGACCAGCAAAAGCGACGCACUAUCGAAGUGGCUGAAGUACUGUGAGGUCACGCUUGUGCAGGAGAGGAUGUUGGUAACGGAGCUUGUGGAUGAACGAGCGCUGAGCGCUUGCGACUGUGCAGCCGGUGCGUUACACCGGGGGAAACGCCCAUGGGAGUUCGUCGAGCCGGAGACCAAGUCCAUGCGACGGCCGCGGACAAUCAGCUUGCUCGACAGCUCUGACCUAUGUAUGCCAUUACCAAGUGAGACGCAACGGGAUGGCUUGCCUCGACGCGUGCCACCGGACGCGUUGACCCAACCUGCGGACCUUCACCGUCUGCCAUCCUUCUUGCGCAAAGAAGGACACCAUCUUGAGAGUUAG